UCGGUCAUCGCUCUGACGUCAUUGUUUAACAGAGCGAGCGCAGCAUGAAUGGUAGUAUAUAAGCCAGAUGGACACUAUUUCUCUUCUGAGUCGACUACUGAGGGAGAAAUGGAAAUAAAUACCCGACAUCUUUUUACAAUGACUUUAACAAUUGUGUUUAUCUUCCUCGUCGCGUGCCCACUCGCCUGCAGGGGGGCAAAAUGGACAUACAAUGGACCUGAUGGAGAACACCACUGGCCCAGCAACUACCCGUUCUGUGGUGGAGCGUUUCAGUCACCCAUUGAUUUCCAAACACAGCUGCUGAGAUACGUUCCAAACCUACCGCCCAUUCAAGUCCAGAACUACAACCUGUCAGCCCAUGAACAGCUUACGCUUAGCAACAACGGACACUCUGUGCAGUUGUCUUUGCCUCCACACAUGUACAUUUCCAGCUUGCCUCACAGAUAUUCAGCGGCUCAGCUUCAUUUCCAUUGGGGUUCAUCCAAUUUGCUUACCGGUUCAGAACACACCGUUAAUGGAAAACAGUUCGCUGCAGAGAUGCAUGUUGUGCAUUUCAAUUCUGAAAAGUACCCCAACAUCUCAAUGGCAGUGGACAAGCAUGAUGGACUGGCUGUGCUGGGAGUUUUUAUUGAGAUUGGAGAUUUCAACCCGGCUUUCGACAAAUUCUUCAAGUACAUCAAUGGGAUAAGAUACAAAGAUCAGAAAAUACAGGUUCCUGCCUUUAACAUCCGUCAGCUGUUACCAGCCGCUCUGAAUGAGUAUUACCGAUACGACGGUUCUCUGACAACACCGCCCUGCUAUCCCAGCGUGCUAUGGACAGUGUUUAGGAACCCUGUCACCGUUUCACACAAACAGUUUUUGGCAUUGGCAACAGCUCUGUAUGCCUCAUACGCUCAAGACUCUGCUCCCAUGCCUCUCCAUGGAAAUUACCGGAAGCCACAACUAACAGACAGCCGAGUGGUACAGAUGUCCUUCAAUGACGGACUGCAUGGUAUUUUUUCAGUCACGUCCCCCGCUGAAAGAAGACGAGUCGUUCAGAAGCUUCUGAUGGGUGACCUGGCCGAUCUAGCUGAUGAUGGCCUCCACCAGCUUCUACCAAAGCUGAACCCUCAACCCGGGGUGAAUAACAAAUGGAAGACCACCAAAACACAUGGUCUCCACAACCAGGCCACUCAACAUCAACAAUGGCCAAAAAACCCAAGCGACACCGUUCACAUUUCCUCCGUUGGGAAGAACUUGCCCAGACACGGUUCUAAAGAGCUAUGCUUUGAAUCCCUGGAGAAAAAAGUUUUACAUCAGCUCCAGAGAUAUAAUGCGAAGGGUCAGACGGUCGAGGCUUUGAGAGACGUCGUGUUCCCGGAGUUGAACCUUAGGAGUUAUUUGGAUUGCAAGUCUGAAUUGGACCUCCAGACCGUGAGGCAACUCAUGCAAGGAAGAUCCAGGGAUGAGGCAGCCGAGCUCGAACAAUCACUGACUAAAGCCAUGCUGAGACAGAUGAGGAGGCAAAUCAGGUUGCAUAGACAUCCAAACCAGAAAAGCAUCAUGGGGCAUCCUCGAGCUACAUCUGUGAAGGAUUUUCACAAACCUCAGCAAGUGGAAUGGGAAGAUUAGAGCAACUGAAGGCCUCAGACGUCCCCUGAAGCUUACAUUUUCGCUGUAGUCAGUCAUGCACACUCAGAAUAUUUAGUCAGCUUGACUCUUAGGGCCAGAACGGCAUUUGACUAAUGUUAAUUUAGUGUGUCGGCACUCCGACGCUUUGUCUCAGAGACAUGGAGAGGUUUUGUUGUCAGCUAGUUUUCUUUUGUUGCUCUCAGAUGCAGGUAUACAGGC
Triplophysa rosa is the source of this 1830-nucleotide messenger RNA. RefSeq names its product carbonic anhydrase XII (gene ca12). The record is from RefSeq and is a predicted model, not a curated record. The coding region runs from base 49 to 1611 and encodes 520 amino acids. Gene Ontology annotation, cellular component: plasma membrane. Gene Ontology annotation, molecular function: carbonate dehydratase activity; zinc ion binding. NCBI's taxonomy places the organism in Eukaryota, Metazoa, Chordata, Actinopteri, Cypriniformes, Nemacheilidae. The transcript has 9 exons.